This is a messenger RNA of Pararge aegeria (speckled wood butterfly), 2548 nucleotides long. It is a transcript of the gene polo, whose product is annotated as serine/threonine-protein kinase polo. Gene Ontology annotation, molecular function: protein serine/threonine kinase activity; protein binding; ATP binding. Gene Ontology annotation, biological process: regulation of cytokinesis; mitotic cell cycle; protein phosphorylation. Gene Ontology annotation, cellular component: cytoplasm; nucleus; centrosome. The transcript has 10 exons. Lineage: Eukaryota; Metazoa; Arthropoda; Insecta; Lepidoptera; Nymphalidae. The record is from RefSeq and is a predicted model, not a curated record. Bases 135 to 1859 code for a protein of 574 amino acids.
CCGUUCAUAUUCAAACGACUUUACCGUUUGAUGUUUGAAAUCUUCUUUGUGAAUUUGUUAGAACUUAUCAAUACAUUUGUCCUUAACUAUUAACAUUUUAUUUCAUUUUAAUUUAUAUUUUAAGUUUAUUUAUAAUGACGUCAAUCAAAGAAGAUGAAAAGAAAGAAAUUCCUGAAAUUAUCCACGAUCCCCAAACACAUUGCAGUUAUCAAAGGUUGAGAUUCUUUGGAAAGGGUGGCUUUGCAAAAUGCUACGAAAUACAGGACAUAGCCACAAACCAGGUGUAUGCUGGCAAAAUAGUAUCAAAGAAGCUGAUGGUAAAAUCAAGCCAAAGAGACAAAAUGUCCCAGGAGAUUGAUAUUCAUCGGUCGUUAAAACAUAAGCAUGUUGUCGGAUUCCAUAACUUUUUUGAAGACUCACUCAACAUUUAUAUUGUACUGGAGCUCUGCAAAAGAAGAUCUAUGAUGGAGUUGCACAAACGUAGAAAAGCUAUUACGGAGCCAGAGACCAGGUUCUACAUGCAUCAGAUACUAUUAGGUGUGCAGUAUUUGCACAGCCAGAGGAUCAUACACAGGGAUCUCAAACUCGGAAAUCUAUUCCUGGAUGAUGAUCUACAUGUUAAGAUUGGGGAUUUUGGCCUUGCGGCAAAAAUUGAGUAUGAAGGAGAGAGAAAGAGGACUUUAUGCGGUACACCAAAUUAUAUCGCACCUGAAAUAUUGACAAAGACUGGGCAUUCCUUUGAAGUUGACAUCUGGAGUUUGGGAUGCAUCAUGUACACAUUGCUGGUUGGAAAGCCACCAUUCGAAACCUCCACACUUCGGGACACUUAUAAGAGGAUCAAACUAUGUGAAUAUAGGAUACCAUCGUCUCUCCGAAAGCCGGCGGCAUCUAUGAUAGUUCUACAGCUACAGUCUGUCCCAGCGAAGCGGCCUCCUGUCGACAAACUGCUCCAACACGAGUUCUUCACAUCAGGCAUCAUGCCUGCUGCGCUGCCACUGUCUUGCCUCACGACCGCGCCCAGAACCGAUCAACUCGAGGGACUCGCGCUACUCAGACGACCGCUUAAUGAAGUUAAGAACAACGAGAACAUCAUGGCCGUGGACUCGCCGAUGAAGCGUGGUCCAGGGAUGCCACUGGAACACCACGCCGUGGAGCCGCUGUCACACAAGCAAAAUCUGGUGGCGCUGCGAGACCAGCUGGCCGCUCUACUCAAUGCGAAGACUGUGGGGCAGUUGAAAUGCCGCCGCGAAUGCCUUACCGACGAUAUGAGCGACCCUGUGGCCCAACCUCUGGUUUGGGUUGGCAAGUGGGUCGACUACAGCGACAAAUACGGCUUCGGAUAUCAGCUGUGCGACGAGAGUGUCGGUGUUAUGUUCAACGACACUACCAAACUCAUCAUGUUGGCUAACGGAGUGAAUGUUCACUAUAUUAAUCGACAAGGCCAGGAGCAGUAUUUGACUAUGCAGGAAUACCCUCACGACCUCGACAAGAAGAUGAAACUGCUUACUUACUUUAGACGAUAUAUGACUGAGCAUCUUAUGAAAGCUGGUGCAUCAGUGCCAGUGCGAGAGACUGACGGGUUGUCAAGAUUGCCACACUUGCACCAGUGGUUUAGGACCACACUUGCAGUUAUCAUGUACCUAACCAAUGGAACUUUACAGAUAAACUACCAAGAUCACACGAAAAUCAUCCUAUGUCCGCUUAUGCAAGCAGUGACAUAUAUCGACAUCGAUAAGAACUUCAGGACAUUCCGGUUCAGUACACUCGAGGAACACGGUUGCGACAAAAAACUAUACGCAAACCUAACGUACGCAUUAGAAAAACUAAACAGUAUAUUAGAAAAUAAACUUAAUGUGUAGUACUGCAGCAGAGUACAGUAUUUGACCUAUGAUUGAAUGCAUGAAUGUGGAAUGUGAAUUAAAUGAAUUGAUUUAGAAUAAAGGGCAAUAAGGGCAGAAGAAUACUUUUUGGGUGGCGACUUGCUAUUUGUGCUUUUGUUUAUUACAACGGCCGGGACGUUAUUUUAAAAACGGGUCCUCGCGAUUUAGUCCGUGUGUAACUUUCGAUAAGUUCUCAACAUAAACUCUCAUCCACACAUUAUACUCCGACCUACGGCAUUUCGUCGCCCGCCCAUACUAUUGUGUCGUUUGCCUGGGUGUUAAAGAUGUACAUCAAAUCUAACUGGUAGUUCUAGAGAUGAGCGCGUUCAAACACACAAAAGCUCGAUUAUUAGUUACUAGAUUUAGUAAACAUAUUUAUAAAAAAAUAGUCCUGAAUACGGUUUUGGAUAUGAAAUUCAAUAAUAAACAAAAUCAUACUACAAUAUUCUAAAUAGUGUAAUAAAUUGUUUAUUUGAUAACCUUUUUUUUUUUAUUCACUAACUCGCAUUCGCAAACUUCACUCUGAGCUUAGUUAUUUUACAAUAAAAUUAAUCUCGAAAAGAUGUAAUAAAUAUAUAUUUCAGUGGCUAUUUCAGUCUCUCACCGAAAUAUUUAUUAUAUUGUGCCCAUAAAUGUUCCUACAUUUUUUGGUCUGCUUGGAUGUUAGU